AAAACCCCAGCCAAACGCACGCUCAGCCACUGAGGAGGGGAGGGCGAUGAGGGCCUUGGUGAUCGCGCGCCCCGGCGGGCCGGAGGUGCUGGAGGCGCGGGAGGUGGAGGAUCCACCCGCGCCAGGCGAAGGAGAGGUGCUCCUCGAGGUCGCCGCCGCCGGCGUCAAUCGCGUGGACACUAUCCAGCGGAUGGGCCUGUACCCGUCGCCUGCCGGCGAGUCCCCUUACCCGGGGGUCGAGUGCUCCGGCACCAUCCUCGCGCUCGGCCCUAACGUCCCUUCACGGUGGGCCGUCGGAGACAAGGUUUGCGCGCUGCUUAGUGGCGGCGGGUAUGCGGAGAAGGUGGUGGUGCCGGCGGGGCAGCUGCUGCCGAUACCGGAGUGGGUGUCGCUGACGGACGCAGCCGGAUUGCCCGAGGUGGCCUGCACCGUCUGGUCAACCGUGUUCAUGAUCAGUCACCUCUCCCCCGGGGAAUCAUUCCUUGUCCAUGGAGGAUCAAGUGGAAUCGGUACUUUUGCUAUACAGAUGGCGAAGCACCUUGGAAUAAAGGUUUUUGUCACUGCAGGAAGCGAAGAAAAACUAUCAGCCUGCAAAGGUUUGGGUGCAGAUGUAUGCAUAAACUACAAAACUGAAGACUUUGUUGAGCAUAUAAAAAAGGAAACCAAUGGAAAGGGUGUUGAUGUCAUUCUGGACAAUGUUGGAGGAUCAUAUCUCCAGCGCAAUCUGAACAGCUUAGGUGUUGAUGGUAGACUUUUCAUCAUUGGCUUCCAAGGAGGCGCUGUAGCUGAAGUCAACCUGCAAGCUGUUCUUAUACGGCGCUUGACAAUACAAGGUGCUGGACUGCGCAACAGAAGCGCUGCCAAUAAAGCACAGAUCGUCGGCGAGGUGGAAAAGAACGUGUGGCCUGCCGUCGCAGCUGGCAAGGUGAAGCCGGUGAUUUACAAGACGUUCCCGUUAUCUGAAGCGGCUGAGGCGCAUAGAUUGAUGGAAGCUAGCACCCACAUCGGCAAGAUACUGCUGCUCCCAUGACUGCGCGUGCUCACUUUUUAGAGGAGUCAGUUUUAGCACAUCUAUAACUUCUGUAACGACCUCUAUGUAUCAUGUACUUGAGUGGCAUGCCGCUUGCCUUUUUAUCUUGAAAACUUUUUUUUAAAACAAAUUAUCUUGAAAACUGGAUCCCAUUUUUCCCGAGCAAUUAUCUUGUAAAUUGAAUCCGUGAAGAAUUGAUAGCAUUAUUCGGUGAA
This is a messenger RNA of Panicum hallii, 1245 nucleotides long. Its product is annotated as quinone oxidoreductase PIG3-like. The transcript is spliced from 6 exons. Gene Ontology annotation, molecular function: oxidoreductase activity. The coding region runs from base 47 to 1030 and encodes 327 amino acids. NCBI's taxonomy places the organism in Eukaryota, Viridiplantae, Streptophyta, Magnoliopsida, Poales, Poaceae. The record is from RefSeq and is a predicted model, not a curated record.